AAAACUGGAAAACUUGAUGGAACUGGAGAUCAGAAUUUAGGAUGACAAGAACUUUGGAAGUUCCCAGGUUAUGUUGAGUCCUCUACACUUCUAGCUUACCUCUAGCUUCCAACUGCUUACAAAUAAAGUAUUUGCAAAAGAGGUGGAACCCAUCCAUUGCUCACCAAGAUUCAUCCUGACAAACAGGAAAUAGUGAAAAGAGGAGAAAAAAAGAGACAGAUAAUGAAAGUUUGGGGCUCUUUGGUCCUUUUUAGCCUAUUCAUCUUGUGCCUUGAUGCUAAACCUGGCAUCAAAGUGAAGAUUACACAAAGAGGUUUGAACUUCGGGACACAAUUUGGACUAGAAUUCCUGAAGCAAAGGUUAAAAGAAGAAAUUUUUGAGGAUUUUCAUGGGCAAGAUACAUCUGGACUUACGGGACUCAAUUACACAAUUUUUAAGAUAAGAUUUGAGACUGUUGAAUUUCCCAAUGCAUCCGUGUCUCUCAAAUCUGGUAAUGAGAUUAAACUACUGAUUAAAGAUGCUUCAGCAACUCUCACUGCAGAUUGGAAACUGAAGACUUGGCUCUUGAGCAGAAGUUCCGGAAAACUGACUGUCUUCAUUUCUGGAGUGUCUGUCACAGCGGUUGCAACAGUAUCACAGGAUGAGACAGGUCGGCCAAUUCUGUUGCUUGAAAGCUGCCAGGGAAGUGUUGAUGGUAUUGAUAUUCAACUGGAUCAGUCAUCUAGAUGGAUGUAUAAAGUCUUUGCUAAUUUUAUGGAGAGGCCUCUUCGCAACAGCUUAAGCUUAAAUUUAUGUCCAACUAUUGGUACUCAGAUCCAUCGUAUUAAUGCGGAACUGAGACAACAUCAAGUGCGAACCCAGAUUGAUGCUUUUGCUAUAAUAGACUACUCCUUGGUAAAAUCUCCAUCGAUCUGCAAAGCAUUCAUCAACCUGGAUUUAAAGGGAACAAUCUACCCGGCAGCUGAUGAAUCAGAGCCUCCUUUCAAGCCAGACCCGUUCAUUCUCCCAGAGGAGGUGGAUUCUAUGCUCUAUAUAGGAGUGUCAGAAUAUUUCUUUCAGACUGCUUCACUGGCUUACUAUACAUCUGGAGCCUUUGAUGGAUCUGUUGCAGAGCAGCUUUCUGCUUACUUUAUGCUAACUACAGAGACAUUUGCCAGCAUCAUUCCCAUGGUUGCCCAGCUUUAUGGAAAUUCACUGCCAGUAAUGUUGAAUCUAACAACUACUGCUGCACCACUGAUCAAUCUGCACAAUGGUAGUUUUAUUCUUGUGCUUGCUGGCUCCAUUGAUGUGUUGGCCGUCCAGCCAGAUUCAACCAUCCAAUCUAUGUUCAGCCUAUAUGUAACAGCCAAAACCCAUGUCAGUCUGACGUUAUUUGAAAAGAAUCUGGUACCUGCUUUAUGUCUGGACAGUUUCAAUCUCUCCUUGGCCCACUCCAAUGUUGGCUUCUUCAAGGUGUCACUUUUGGAUAACUUCAUGUCUUUCAUUUUACAAAAUGGAAUAAUUCCAGCAGCCAAUGUCAAACUGAAGGAAGGAGUUCCUCUACCUAUAUUAGACUCAACAAUUCUUGUGGAACCUGUUGUUACAGUUCACCAGGGAUACUUGCUGAUUUCCACUGAUAUGACAUUCAAACCUUCUGCUGUUCAAAGAGGUGAUGAUGAUCUACAAGCAAUUUUUGAUGACAUUUCCAUUAUAAAAACAUGA
Pogona vitticeps (central bearded dragon) is the source of this 1701-nucleotide messenger RNA. The record is from RefSeq and is a predicted model, not a curated record. Lineage: Eukaryota; Metazoa; Chordata; Lepidosauria; Squamata; Agamidae.